CUCUCCUUAUGGCAUCGGAAACUUCACAAUCCUGUCAAAAACACACAAUAAAACGGCGUCACAGUGAAUCUGAUGAAGACUCUGACUGGGAAAUUAAUUCGAGCAGGUCAAAUAGUAAAUUCCUGGAGUUGACAACAAUUCCUCAUGACACAAGAACAUGGGAACCGCAUAUAUUGGACAGGCUUCGCACAAGUUGGGAUGAUGCGCCAAAAAAUCCUGAAGAAUUGCUGAACAUUUGUGCAACUAUUCCUCCUCUCAAUGUAGAAUUAAAACAAGUCGCUGAUUACAUAUCAGAAAAAAUAAACAUUGACUUCCCUUUUGAACAGUUAAAAGCAAUGUCACUUGCAGAUCUUGAUUCUAUUGGACGGGAGCUAGUUGACAUUAAAAGCCAUCUUCAAGAACUUGCCCCAGCAGGGAACUAUUCUCAGUUAAAAAUGAAUGUUCAUACUCAUGGACAAGGUUUUGUGGAAGCAGUAAAGAAACUUAUCUAUUUCCUAAGUGUAGAAGAAACAUCAUAUGAAUCAUUGUUUGUUCCAGUGUUGAGAGAAUUUUGCAAAGCUUGCAGUUUCUUAGGAUGUGAUGGUAUUAAAAAAGAACUAAUUAUAGAGGGAUGUCCUGUCGCUGCUUUUCCAGAUUUGGAAUUCCAAGCAGUAAAAAUUCCAUUUGGUUCUUUACAGGGCUAUGCCACUGUUUCUACUGCAAAGUUGGAAGAAUGUGAUUAUUCAAGGGAUGAUGUGCACACAAGACAAAACACAAGACUAAACCCAGAACAAAGAGAGUCGGUUGGCUGUAAGUUUCUUCCUUGGGAUAUAAAAGGAGCAGCUCAGCAUGCUGGUCAGCUGUUGCUGGAAGUUAAAAGAUCUGCUUUUAAGCCAUGCAGUUUUGGAAUUAUGUUUAUUGGAUCAAAGAUUAUGCUGACAUGUCUUGAAGUCAGUUCAUAUUAUUUAAAUCAUAUAGGAGACAGAUUGAUGGAAGAGGACAAAGGAAAGCUGCACUACUCAGACUUGUUUGAUAUUUUUAAGGCUGGUGAUCGAAAGGUUUUGGUCAAUGCCUUCCUCAGAUUAGCACAAGCUCAGUCAGUAAUGACUUAAAUGAUACUGAUAAUGAGAUGUAUUGAUAAAGAAAAAGGACAUCUAUUGUGCUGGCAUUCUGAACAACAGAAAUGGAGAAUGUUGAACAUAGCAGCUUUUUUUUAUUGGAGAAGAUAUGAAAAUAUUCACCUACCAUGUGGUGGUAGAAUAUGAACACUCAUAAACAUGAUAAAGUUCUGACAAAUGUCCGAUUUAUUUGUCAAACGCUCAAAUAGUCAGUGCUGGACACUGUAAAAACUAUAUAUAUACUCUAACAGUGAAUUGAAUAAACUGAAUCUCAUUACAAUAUAAAUAUGUUGUCAUUUUACAAUUUCAUUUUGUAAAUAUAGAAUAAUUUAUGAUUUUUUUUAACGAAAAAAUGCAGAAAUCAUAAUGAUUUUUAA
Molecule: messenger RNA, 1474 nt
Organism: Mytilus californianus (California mussel)
Lineage: Eukaryota; Metazoa; Mollusca; Bivalvia; Mytilida; Mytilidae
Exons: 5
Coding region: 9-1091 (360 amino acids)
Source: RefSeq, a predicted model, not a curated record